Betta splendens (Siamese fighting fish) is the source of this 9946-nucleotide messenger RNA. Its product is annotated as matrix-remodeling-associated protein 5. Gene Ontology annotation, molecular function: protein binding. Gene Ontology annotation, cellular component: extracellular region. The transcript is spliced from 17 exons. Lineage: Eukaryota; Metazoa; Chordata; Actinopteri; Anabantiformes; Osphronemidae. Bases 393 to 7706 code for a protein of 2437 amino acids. The record is from RefSeq and is a predicted model, not a curated record.
UGAAUGGAGGAGGUGAGGGAAGGAGCGUAGGUGUAGAAGGGGAUGGAGAAGCUGCAUUCCUGACCGCACAGUUACAAGAAAGAGGGGAAAGACGUUAAUCUGAAAUCCAGAUGCCUUAAGGACCAGCAGAGGGUCAAACUAAUCCACACACACAUACACACACACACACACACGCACGCACGCACACAGAACACUACAUCCCCUCUGUUACAGACCUCGACUUGCAAGUCUGCAAACAUCAACUGGACUAAAAGCAUCCAGCGGGUUCUUCUUCUACUGUAGGAUCUAAAGGACUUGUUUUUUGGAAGGGUCUAUUUUGGACUUCAGCUGUUUGUUUUUCUGUAGUCAUUUCCAGGUGUAUUCAUGGCGUGAGGCCCGGCAGACAUCCAGUCAUGGCCCUGUGGUGGUGUGCUAGGCUCCUCUGCAGGCUGCCUGCAGUGGGCUUUCCCCUGCUCUUCUCAUCGCUGCUGUGGCAAACGAUUUCCCUCGUCUACGCCGCCCCAUCCUGCCCUCGGAGCUGUAGCUGUCCAGGUGUCAAAGAGGUCCACUGCACGUUCAGACACCUUACCACCAUACCAAAAACCUUCCCUAAGGACACAGAGAGGCUCAACCUGGGUUAUAACAGUCUGGCAGAGGUGGAGGGGUCAGAAUUCAGGUCACUGCGACAACUGGAGAUGCUUAUGUUGCACGGAAACGACAUUAGCACAGUCUACUCAGGAGCGUUUUACAGCUUAAGAUCGCUACAGAUCUUGAAAAUGAGCUACAACAAGUUAACCUUGGUGACCCCUGGGCUCUUCGAGGGCCUUGUUGGUUUGAUCCGUCUCCAUCUGGACCACAACCUUAUAGAGUUCAUAGAGCCAUACUCUUUCUCUGGACUGACCUCUUUAAAACUUCUUCAGCUGGAGGGAAACCUCCUCAAAGACAUCCACCCUCACACCUUCAUAACCGUGUCAGUACUUGGAAGCUUUUGGACCUCUGGACUUAAACACUUACACCUGUCUGACAAUUUGUUGGAGCAGUUCCCCGCUGCAGCGUUGAAAAGUGCUCCUAGGCUCGAGUUCCUCUCUCUUCAUGGUAAUCCAUGGAAUUGUGACUGCCAACUCAGCUGGCUGGUAGAAUGGAACUCUGCACAUGAAGGUGUAAUAAAGUGUAAGAAGGAACGUGGCUCCAGUGAGACUUGCCCCCAGUGUUCCUUUCCUCAAACCCUAAAUAGGACUCUCUUGUUAGGACUCACACCAGACCAGCUGAGCUGUGAGCGUCCAGCUCUUCACUCCCCCCUUAAAAAGUGGAACAACCCAGUGUGGGCUGAAUCUGAAGCAGAGCCGGACUUGCCAUACACCCGGGACUAUGAAAAACCUUUAGGCCACCUGACUUUUGCUCUGUCCGACAGUCAUGGAAACCAUGCUCAGGUGGCAUGUGAUGUGCGCCACCCUGGAGACAGCUCACCAAUGAGUUGGGCAGUGAAUCCACAGUCGCCUGGGGAGUUAUCUGUCAAUGUAUCGCUGCUAACUCUGCUUGAGUGUGAAAUUGAUCGAGAGACUUUGCAAAGUCUGUGGCAACUCAUUGCAUAUUACUAUGAAAGCCCUGCUAUACUGGAGAGAGGUCAACUCAGAGCUAAUACAAGUAAAGUAACCUACCAGUAUGUCCAGGCUGUAAAUGAAAAUUCACCAUAUUUCACAGAAUUAAAAGGGCAUUUAGUAGCAGAACCCUCAUGGUUGCUUCAACCCAGAGUCACACUGAGACUCAACAGAAAACAAACAACAACUAAGAAACUGGUGAUGGAUUUUACUACAAUAAUUACCAAGCACAUCAACGGCCAGAGACAACAGGAUGGAGACAAUGACCUCAUUUCUUCCUGGGCAAUAAUUCGCAGAGGGACAGGUCAACAGGUUCAGACGGCUCUUGAAGGUACCAAGGUUCAUCUGCAGUGCAAUGUCAUCACUUCAGAUAGAGACGUGAAGGUGGAGUGGAUACUUCCGGAUUUGACUGCUGUGGAGGAUGCAAGUGAUCAAAUAGAACUUUCUGAAAGAGGGGAACUUGUGAUUUUAAAUGCUACACUCUCUGACUCUGGGCUUUAUCACUGUAUGGUCAGAACCAAAGCUGGUGUGGACUUGAUGCCUCUAAGGCUCACCAUCAAAGAACGCUUACUCAGUCCCACUGCCUUUAAUGGUCAGAAGGUUUUAUUUGAAAAGGGACAAUCAUUCUCUCUUACUUGUAAUGUGACCUCAGUCCAGCCAAGUCAAAUCAUAUGGUAUCUACCUAAAAACCAAUUCCUUCUCCCGACACAACAGACAAAACGCGCAGAGGUGAUGGCUAACGGAACUUUGGUGUUAAGGAAGUUGACGCAAGAAGAUUCAGGAGAAUACAGCUGCUUGGCUUCAAACCUGUAUGGAGUUGACAUGAUAUCUCACAUGGUAGAAGUAACCGGAGGCACAACCGCUGAUAGGUCUAAAUUAGACGCUGAGAGGGACCAGCAGAUCUUACCAAUACACACAGAGGAAGGAGAAGGUUCAGGGGUAGACUACCAGGAAACUAUACGUCCUUUUGCUACACAAAUCCCUAAAAAGACUACAACACAACAACGAAACCGCAAUGGGCUUUCAAAGAGAAUAAGAAUUCUAAAUUCAAAAAGAAAACCAAACACAUCAAUUGGGAAACUGGAUCCCAAUCGCUGGGCAAAGAUUUUGGCUAAAGCUAAUGCUAAACCAAGUGUUGCUCUGCCUACAGAGCAAUCACUAGAAGAGCCCAGCACUGUUAUUGUGCGCAAACCAACUACAACCAUUAAUUCAUUUGUCUCUACGUCUAGCAAAGUCCUUCACAUUACUACCUCUACGUAUGUUACAACACAACCAACAGUUUCUUCAAUUAACCGAAAAACUAAGGAUGAGGUCCAAUUGACAGAAAAUAUAGAUGAUCAUCAAGAAAUCAAUCCACAGCUUUUACAUCCUCCACCUCCCAGAAGUACAGAACCAUCCCAGGAACAGCAUACUGGAAGGCCAGGGAGGCCAUCUAUCACAGCUUCUCCUGCGGUUGGAACUCAGCAGCCUGUUGAGCAAUACUUCAGAAGGAAUAAUGGCUUCCUUCCUGGCCAAGCAAACAGAAGACGACUUCCAUAUAGACGUAGAAAACUGCCAACGAGAACUGGAAUCAAUUCCAACCUGAAUCCAUUCCAUAACUCAUCAAAAAGGCCUCAAACAACUGUUCCCCCAACAACAACCACCACCACACCACCAACAACCACCACCACAACCACAACUACUACUACAACAACCACUACUACUACUGCCUCCACUACAGCACCUGUUGUAGCCACAGAGGAAAACCAUAAAACCUUAUCUGCUGUGUAUCAGCCAGAGGAAUAUGAAGGCGAAGACUAUGAAGAAUACAAUUACAAGGAAAGCGAAAAAAAAGAUUCAAAUGGAGAAACUCUUUUUACCUCCCAGGAUGUCGACAGGAGCCUCACCACACCAUUUGUAGAAAAGGUUCUUGAUAUUGAUGCUUCACUCUAUUUACCUAGUCCAAAGACAAUUAUCACUACAAGGUUAGAGAGUAGCCCUCAUCCUACUGAAAGGACAAAUGUGGAUUUGACACAAACAGAACAAAAGGCUGAAGACACUGUAAGUUUAGAGAAAUCUAAAGAGGAAGACGCAAAUGAUUGGCAAGAAAAUCAAAAACUACUCAGGGGGGCUAGUGAGAAAAAUACAGAAUUGAAAAAGAAUCAGGUAUCACCACAUUACAAUACACAGGAUAGCACUGGGCCUUCAGCAGAAGAAAGUAUAAAAGCCCAACCAAGAUUUCCAUCUCCCAAAGUCAUUCCUUCACUUUCAAAUAGAGCUAGAACACAACAAGUCCCACCAAACCAGGAAAAUGAGCAAAACAGGACCAGAGUGAAUCCCGAGAGCCACAGUUUUCCUCUAGUGGAGCCAAUUCAUCCCUGGCUGCAUCGGCACAAUCAAGAAAGAGGGCAAACUGCUGUAUCCCAGACAACACAGACAGGCCUUGACAGAAAAACAGGAAAACAGACUGCAGUGACAGCAGGCAGGCACUCCGAGCCUCCUAGAGUCUCUCCCACCUCCCAUUGGCCCUCGCAUCAUCAUUUUCAACAUCAUCACUAUUACAACCCCAUCUAUCAUUCCUGGCCAGGUCAAAGGGCAUUUCCCAAUCGAUGGAAAGCGUCCCAACCUCUACCCACCCAUCGACCCUGGCUCCACCCCCAUCCCUGGGUUCAGGGCCCAUUCGUGACUAACGGACCUGAAAUAGUUGCUGAAACAAUCAAACCCACGACUACAGUUUCAAGAGCAACAGGGAAUUCCCGCUUUACAAUCUCCAUUCCCCAUUUGUCACAUCGUGAUCAUCAGAAUAAUCAUGAGGAUGGCAGAACCCAAACCAGAGAUCAGCUGUUUCUUACAAGACUGAGGAACAGAUACAGACAGGCACAGCUUGAUCGUAUCACUCAGCUUGGCAAAAUGGCAACACCUCAAACUAGCUACAAUCCUCCCUACUCCUUCACACCCAAACCCAACCUUCCACCUCCACCAAGACCUAACAAUCCCAAAUCACCAGCAUCUACUGGUGUCUUGUCAACUUCUGCUCCUAACCACCACACUACUGCCGUCAUGAACGGGGGUCAGAGAGCCUUUGGAGGACGAGCCAGUUCUUUGUGGUCCACAGCUGUACCCCCUUUCCCAUGGGUGCUGGGAGCUGGAAGUGGUGGGGUGAGACCCCGUAUCACUACAUCAGCUGCAGCCAGUGUGUCAGUUCUGGCAGAAAGUGAUGUACUCCUGCCUUGCAAUGCAACAGGAAAUCCAGAACCAAAUAUUUCAUGGACCAAAGUUUCUACUGGUGCAACAAUUCCAGCUAAUACCAAACAUGGGCCACGCUUUGAAGUCUUCCCAAAUGGAACUUUUAUCAUUAAAAACGUCCAGCUCCAGGAUCGAGGACAAUACCUCUGCACAGCCCAGAACAGGUUUGGAACAGAUCGAAUGGUCAUUACCUUAGCUGUACAGACUGAGGCGCCCAAGAUCCAAGCACCCACGUCAACGGAGAUAGCAGUUUACCUGGGAAAAACUGUGAGCCUCGACUGCCUGGCAUCUGGAAAACCACCAGCCCAAAUAUCCUGGAUUCUUCCAGACAGGACGUUUAUUCGUGAAACUGGGACCAUUCACACCUUCCUUUCUGCAGUGUCUCUCCUUAACAAUGGAACUCUACAAUUUCAUCCCACCAAUUUCUCCAGCAAAGGGGACUAUAAAUGUAUUGCAAGUAAUGCAGCAGGUGCUGAUACAAUUACUUAUCGUCUCCAUGUUGCAGCUCUGCCUCCAAGCAUAGGUGAAGGAGCAAUGGAUACUGUGAUAGUUCAGCCAGGCUGGAACGUGUAUGUCCACUGCUCUGUGAAGGGUGAACCAGUGCCUGCUGUCAGAUGGGUGCUCCCAGCGGGAGUUCAUGUUAAGCCGUCACAGUUUCUGGGACGCAGGCUUUUCGUCUUUCCCAAUGGAACACUGUUUGUGAAGACUGCAUUGCCAUCUGAUGAUGGGAGGUACGAAUGCUUGGCCACUAAUGUAGUAGGCGUUGCUAAAAGAACAGUCCAACUGGAAGUGAGGACGGAUCCCCUCCUCACCUCUCACCAGCUCCCUCCUCCUCUCUCCAUUCCGCCAACCAAUCAUCAUGCUGCGCCAUCUCGCCAACACCAAGUCUCAGCCAUGUACGGUUCUGCAGUCUACCUCCACUGUCCAGAAUCUAUCGGAUCCACAAGAGGGACCGUCUGGCAACUGCCAUCUAAAGUCAUCAUGGAGCAUCGAUAUAGUCCAGAGAGACCAAUUAAAGUUUUCCAUAAUGGGACGUUGAGAAUUCUUCAGCUUACAGAGCUAGAUGGUGGAAAUUACCUGUGUGUCUUUCAGCGACCGAAUGGAGAGGACAUGGAACUCUUUCAGGUGGAGGUGUUAAUGACACCUCCCAGAAUUCAACAUGUUAGGACUACACAGACCCAGAUCACCUCUGGAGAAAACUUUCAGGUCGACUGCGUUGCGACAGGCCUCCCUGAUCCAGAGGUUUCCUGGAGCCUCCCAGAUGGAACUUUAAUCAACAAUGCGCUUCAAUCUGAUGACAGCGGUCUUCGCAGCCGUCGCUAUGUGAUCUUUGGCAACGGAACUUUGCUCCUUCAGCACAUGGGCAAAAAAGAUGAGGGGGACUACACAUGUUAUGCCAAAAACAAACUGGGCAAAGAUGAAAGAAAAGUCAGCAUCAAAGUGGGCCCAACUGCUCCAAAUAUAAGAUCAAGAUAUCAGUCAAUCGUCUUGGUAAAAUUAGGACAGUCAGCUAAGUUUAGCUGUCAGGCAACAGGUGACCCUAUGCCGAGGAUUGUGUGGAUCUCACCUCAGAAUGAUGUUAUAUCCACAUCAUCACAUCGAUUUCAACUUGUAGAUGGGACAUUAGUAGUCAAAAAAGUAACACUGGCUGACGAAGGGAAAUAUGCAUGUGUGGCACGAAAUUCAGCUGGUGAUGAUAUCAAAAACGUGCAACUUGAGGUUGAACCACAGCAGCCAUCUAUCAGUGGGAUCAAAGGGGAGAGCACCACAAAGGUUCUAGCUGUGUCUUACCAGACGGCACUUCUGGACUGCAGAGUGGAGGGGAAACCUGAACCAAGAAUCUGGUGGGUUACUCCCUACGGCCACUCGCUCUCAACACCCUACCUCGGUGGCCGCUUUCAAGUCCAUCAGAACGGGAGCUUGGAGUUGAGAGGGGUCAGGAAAACGGAUGAAGGGAGUUACAUGUGUCUGGCUAAGAACAGCCUGGGAGACGCCUCACUUUUGAUAGAAUUAGAGGUGGCAUCGCUGGCAGAGAAGCCCAGCUUUGCAGUUCCUAACAUUGAAAUCUUACCAAUAAAGCAAGAUGGCGGGGAGCUGGUCCUGGAGUGCCUCGCUCGAGGCAAGCCAAACCCAGAGUAUGCCUGGGUGCUUCCAAAUGGGACAAUGCUAAUGCCUGGUGCUAGACUUCAGCGCUUCACCCACUAUCUGGGAAACGGAACGCUACGGAUUUCUCAACCAGUUGCAGGCGAUAAGGGAGUGUACCGGUGUCUAGCGAAAAAUGUAGCAGGGCAAGCGGAGAAGCGGUAUGCCCUGGAGGCAGGCCGAAAGCCAGCGAUCCGAGGAUUUACAGGAGGAAUGAAGAUCACUUAUGGCCUUGAUCUGACCUUGCCCUGCACCGUGGAUGGUUGGCCACAGCCAUCAGUGGUUUGGAAGCUACCCAGUGGCCUGGUUCUGGACAAACCUCAGACCACUGGCAGAGUUUCUUUUUUCUCCAAUGGGACCCUGCAGCUCAGACAAGUCGCCAACUUUGAUAAAGGCACAUAUGUAUGUAAAGCAUCCAACUCUUUUGGCUCAGCGACACUGUCCUAUCCAGUGUCAGUUAUGGUUUUCCCUCCACGCAUCACUAACAUACUCACCUCAAUUACAAGAGUCAACCGGGGAUCAGCAGUGACAUUAAACUGCGCCGCGACCGGUAUUCCCAAGCCGGAUGUGUCAUGGACGUUGCCUGGACGCACAACACUUGUUCCACAUAACCGCUUCGCUGUGCAGGGAGGGAUCCACAUGACAGAGGAUGGGAGUCUGGUCAUUCAGAAUCCUGUGCUCAUGAACUCAGGCAUUUACAAAUGCAAUGCCAAAAAUGCGCUUGGAACGGACUUCAAAUCAACAUACCUACAAGUUGUCUGAAUGAUAGUCAUAAUAACUGUACAGGGAAAUUUCUUCAGGAUUUUAAUCAUGCGAACAUGUUCAGAUUGUAAGUUCUUCACCAAACGCUGACAUUUUAUUGUGACUUCCACAGUGAAUAUUCACUACUUUUGUUUGUACCUUUUUCUUUAAUCUCUUCACCAACAGGUAGAUUAUGUACUUUGAAUUUUCCCCUCACAUGUGUUCAAAGUGUUACUCACAUUACUACGUUAAACUUGGGGGAGAGAGUUCAUGCAAAUCUACCACCAAUGUAUUUAAAAUGUGACAGUUUCACACGGGUUUAUUAUCAGCUAUUCUAUUAAUUCUAGGUGUAAGAGCAAAUUCAUACUCUCUACUGCUGAUGUAUUACAUAAAAUUAACUAUCAUACGUAUUAGUAUCAUUUAUUAAAUUUCAUGAAACAGUAAUAGAUUAUAACAGCUUAGAUUUUUUAUUAUUAAUAGCUGACUGAAAUGUUCACCACAAACGUGAAAAUGAUAAAUACUGUAUGUAUGUGAAUGUGUUAUAAGUUAAAAUAAAACUCAUACAUACAUACAUUUUAAUCAGAUGCUUCAUGAGCUGUAAAAGUAACCUCAAAGCAAGUUCAAACCUUUGAUCUUUUACCUUUGAUCUUUAGGUCAAUAUAUUCUAUAAUUCUUCCUGCCAGAACCUAUGUAUGCAAACAUGUUAAUAUCAUACCACCAUGGAGUAACAAAGCCGAUUUAAAAGGUCUCUUUGUACUUCUCUUUAGCUGACAGCGCUGCUUGCUCUUAACUCUCACUUUCAGCUUAAAGAUCAAGCAGUUUAACAGCUUGCCCAAUGAGCAGUCUCACCAAAUAUCCUGAGAAAAAGGCGCUGAUCCAUUUUUUCUAUCAUGCGUGAACAGAAUCUUUAGGUUUGGUCUGAUCUAAGUGGCAGCUGGGACUGGGGUUUAGUCAAGCUUCAUAGAUAGAGCACAUUCAUUUACAUAUGUUAGUAUUUUAAAUCUUCAUUCUUACUGAAACAUGACAGUCAGACGACUUCUUGCUUUGAGACUUUGUUGUCAAAGUAUAUGAAAGCCAAACCACUACUAUUGCUUGUUUGAAAUCAACCGAUGAGACGAGUGAUUGAUUUUUCGAGAGGUGGUACUGUAGAUAGGACACGAGUUCAUAGGAGCAGGCUCAAAUUUGUAAGUUUGAAACCAAAGCAGUGUUUGGUGUAUGAGCAUAUACUGUACGUAUGCAUUUAAAGACGUGUUUACUUAAAUGCAAGCUGUGUUUCAGAGUUGCUUUGUGUUGAUCAGGACGUACAUGUACAGUAGAUGUCCCACUGAGCCUUGAAUCCAGACAAACAGGCCUUUUAUUUAGGAUGAAGGCAGCUUUGUCCAACACAAGUGCUGGGAUUGUUCACAUGCGAGUGUGCGUUUCUUGCGCGUGUGUAAGAUGGAGAUUAUGUGUGUACGUCUGCAAGGAAGAGGUAGGUGUCUGUGAGGUGUCCUUAAACACAGUGAGCUGCAUGGGGUGCCAGUGCGCUAUAUCAACAGCAGGCCUGAUAUCAAUAGACGGGAAGUGUGCACUAACCUGCAUUCUGUGGCUUUUGCUUCCUUUGCUAAUAUUUAAAAUGGAGGCACAGCAACUCAAGCACCCAACAGCAACUUGUACAGCAGUAAGUAAAACAGACUCAUUGAUUGUUGCAGCUGUUUCCAUGUGAUAUGCUUAGAAUGCCCUGCAGUACAAAAUGGAUUUCACAUAAUCUGUAGAGAAACUGUAAGGGUGUGUUUAAAGAUACUGAGCUCUCAAGAUUUCUCAGAAAUUCCACUGGGAUGCAAAAUGUGUGUAAGAUCAACUGAUCUGUCUACAACUGUCUCAAGCUAGUAAAAAUGAAUAUUAUCAGGGUAUUGAUGGUCCCAACAUGAACAACAUGAACAACAUGAACAACAUGAACUCACUAAGUGUAAAUAGGGGUGAUUUGUAAAAAAUUUGGCAGGGGAGGCAGAGCCUCACCUCGCCUGACAGUAUCAUAGCAUGACUAAAAAACUUCUGUCCAUUGCUCUGUGUUUUACAUGUUACAAAAUAUUUUUUUCCUAUAAUUUCAAUUCUAAUGGUCUAAUACUGUAUGGCGAGAAACCAGAAGUGAGGCUUCAGCCCGAUGCUGAAACUGUCAGUAAAUGGGCUGAUACAAGGUGUAAUCUGUUUCUGUUUCACAUUUUGUCUUUUUUUGCAGCCUUCAGACGGAUUUAUUAUACACCAUGACUUUGUACAACCUG